AAUUUAAGAUUCUCAUAAUAUAUUGUCUUUAAACAAAACAUUUUAUAUAUCAACCCAUCUUAUAACACAUGAAUCGGUAAUCAUCACAACCCAAGUAUUUGUUAGUUAAUGAUGCCCCAAGUAUUUGUUCUAUUUUUCCUCUUAAUGGUAUUUGUUAGUAGAUCUGUUUCCUCUUAAUGGUAUAAUCAUGUCCAACCUGGUUCGCGCAAAACUAACCAAUUUAACAAUUUUUAAAAGGUGAAAAAUAAAAUAAAAAUAAAAAUAAAACUACACAUUUCCAAACCUGAAAACGAAAACACCUCAUGUUUGUUACAUUUACGUUGUUGUCAGCAGCUAAUUAACUUCCUCUUUCUCUCCCACAUAUAUAUUUACCGUCACCAACUUCAUUAAUUACACGCAAAAACUCAAAGAACACGAUUAAUCAAAACCCAAUAUACUCAAUGCCAAUAAUGAACCACAAAGCUUGUACUCAACAUGUUGCCGUCUUAGUCUUUCCGUUCGCCUCCCAUCCCGACAUUCUUCUCCACUUUAUCCGUAUAAUCUCAGCCAUGGCCCCUGACGUGAAGUUCUCAUUCUUGAGCCUUGCUAAAUCCAAUAGCUCCCUCUUCACAGAAUCCAACAGCAAGGGGUUUGAAAAUAUUAAGCCUUACAAGGUAUGGGAUGGCUUGCCAGGGGGCUAUGCGUUCUCUGGGAACCCUCUGGAGCCAAUUGAUCUCUUUCUUAAGGUGGCACCGGGCAGCUUUAAGAAGGUUAUCGAAGAGGCAGAGGCUGAGAUUGGCCAGAAGGUGGGCUGCUUGAUAUCAGAUGCGUUUCUUUGGUUUGCAGGAGAGAUGGCAGAAGAAAUGCAGGUCCCUUGGGUGCCCUUAUGGACUUCGGGACAACGCUCUCUGCUUGUUCAUGUUGGUACCGAUGUGAUUAGAGAAAAAGUGGGAGCUAGUGGAGAAAAAGACCAAAGCCUAGACUUCCUUCCUGGAUUUUCAGCAUUCCAUGCAUCUGAUUUGCCUGAAGGAGUAGCAUUUGAAAAUUCAGAAUCACCAAUUGCAGUUAUGGUCCACAAAAUGGGACAGAAGCUACCGCAGGCAACUGCAGUUGCCAUAAACUCUUUUCAAGACAUAGACCUCGAAGUUGUGUUUGAGCUAAAGAAAAGGUUCCACAAAUUCCUUCAUGUUGGACCUUUCUCUCUAACACCAACAGCACCAAUUCAUGACGAGCACGGCUGCUUAGAGUGGUUAGACAAGCAUAAACGUGCUUCCGUAGCCUACAUUAGCUUCGGAAGUAUGGCAAAACUGCCCCCUCAUGAGCUAGCAGCCUUAGCCGAAGCCCUAGAGGAAGGCGGAUUUCCGUUUAUCUGGUCAUUUAGGGGAAAUGAAAAAGAUUUCCCCAAGGGAUUUGUUGAACGAACGAAUCGAAAUGGACUUGGAAAAGUAGUCCCCUGGGUUUCCCAGACUAAAGUAUUAAAUCAUUCCUCUGUUGGAGUUUUUGUGACACAUUGUGGAUGGAAUUCAGUUUUGGAGAGCAUAACGGGUGGUGUGCCAAUGAUAUGUAGGCCUUUUCUGGCUGACCAGCCACUGAACAUGAGAACUUUAGAGGUUUUGUGGAGAAUUGGUGUGGGGAUUGAGGGAGGUGUUUUGACAAAAAGUGGAGCAAUGAAGGCAUUGGAAUUAUGUUUGUCAAGUAAACAAGGAAACGAAAUGAGAGAGAGAACUAGUAUCCUCAAAGUGUUUGCUGAAGAGGCUGUUAAAUCGUAUGGUCGCACAACUGAAGAUUUAAAUGUUUUGGUUAAUGAAAUAAUAUGUGGACCGAGCAAGCCUAAAUGGCUGGACUGGGUGACCAACUUGAACUGGUGGUGAUGGGACCAAUGCUUUUUAUUUGUUUCUUUUUCUUUCUGGUAUACAAGCAAUAUUGGAAUGGAGGAGAAUGGAGGAUAUGCACGCGAGAUCUAAGGUGCAAAGGCAAACCCUCUUCAAAGAUUGGUGCGGCCCAACGGGUUGCUCCAUUUGAUUCAAAGUCUUGUUUGACCUUGGACACCAAGUCAGGGUAGGACCAGCCAGGGAAGUUCUGAACAAUGAAUGCCUCUUUAGCAACCAAACGGUUCGCAUUUCUCUUCCCUGUGUGAAGAUUCUCUCAUUGUUUGUCGCGCGAUCAAAGGAAGGUUUCAGAUGUCGAUUUGGGGCUUGAGAUUUUGCAUAUGAUUAUUGUUAAUCAAAAAAAUAAAAUAAAAUAAUGAUUUAUUAAAAAAGAAAAAAAAAAGUUAAUUCCAGUUUGUUGUUUGGUGGAAAAAUGAAUAGAACUGGACCCAAAGCCUAUCCAGUCCAAGUCAGCCCAAUCCAGUACUUCAAAACUUAUUCUAAUCAGUCCAAGCCAACCUAUCAAACAGGGCCUAAAUAUACUUAGACCUUUCCUGAAAAAUGUUAGGCCUCAACAAGCUUCAACCGAAAGGCCAA
Prunus persica (peach) is the source of this 2444-nucleotide messenger RNA. Its product is annotated as flavonoid 3-O-glucosyltransferase. Lineage: Eukaryota; Viridiplantae; Streptophyta; Magnoliopsida; Rosales; Rosaceae. Gene Ontology annotation, molecular function: UDP-glycosyltransferase activity. The record is from RefSeq and is a predicted model, not a curated record. The transcript is spliced from 2 exons. The coding region runs from base 441 to 1850 and encodes 469 amino acids.